UCCCCCUUGCCGGUGUCGUCGCGCGUGUGCUUUGUAAAGUUCCACGACCCCGACUCGGCCGUGGUGGCCCAGCACCUGACAAACACUGUGUUCGUUGACAGAGCCCUCAUAGUCGUUCCCUAUGCUGAAGGUUUGUAACUUGUUUGAUGUUCUAUGGGGCCACCCUUGGGUGGUGGUUGGUUCCUGUCUAGUGCACAGAUUUUAACAGUAGUCCUAUGUCAAACAUAUGUCAGAGAUUGCCAUUCUGAAACCCUUGGUAUAUUGCCUUUGGCCCCUGCGUUUGGUCAGUUUGUUUCCAUAGUGGCGCCAAAUCGAAGUGGAAAGUUCUGUGUGUCUUGAAGUGUAGAAUAAGAACAUUUUAGGCAGAAUUCUAUGCCAAUUUUGCUCCGUGUCAGUCUCAGUGAGACAUUUUCCCAAACAGAUUGUAAUGCAAACAGGUCAAUAUUUUAAGGAAAUUUUACCUUAAUGAUUGUUUGCCACUUUCACUCUCUUCAUGAGGACGGUUUCUCCCUCCCUGAGAGUGCAUGGGAGAGGAAUGAACAUUCCUUUGGCCUAUGCUGCCACUGCAUUUAUUUGGGAACAUCCCCAAAAAAAGGCCCUCACUCUCCUUGUGGAGUCCAGUAUACCAAGGGUUUGAAUAAUUAUGGUUUAAUUCAAAAGUGACAACUUCCAAGAGGUGCCACAUGGGCACUGGUCCUAGUUUUUAAUUCCAAGUUUUCUUGUUCAUCCUUGAUAUAUUUAAUAGAAUUUCACUAAAUAAUAAACUCUUCUCUCUGUUAUUUGUGUGUGUGAUUUUUGUAGUGGAGAAGGCAAAUGCAAAGCCCUUCCAGAUGACUGAAAAACAGUGGGUCCUCUGCAGCUACAGGGGAUUCUAGCCAUUAACUAAAGGCCAGCAAGCACUCAAGUCCCCAAGUGUUUUCCUGGUGUAACCACUUGUUAACUACAUUUUCUCUUCUUCUUUUUAUUUUUACAUUUUAGGGUGUUACAGUAAUUUGAAAGGCAAUGAGCAGGGUUUUUGGAACUUACCUUAAAAGCAAAGUGCUGAGAAGACACCUCUUCUUACAGAAGUCUUAUUAAACUCUUCUAGACUUGCUUUAGAAGUAACUGAUUUCCAUUGUACUUGUGCAUUUCUUGAUUUACUUCUGGGAAAGGUUGAAUUGAAUAAAAUCUUGCAGAUUAAGUCAUACUACAGUGCUAAGUUGGGUACAUGGCCUGGGGUCACACCUGUAAUCUGUCAUGCUGCAGCUGUCUCUUGAGGCCUGGGGAGCUGUCUUAUCUUAUCUUUGUAUUCCUUAAGCUUAAAAGAUACAAAACUUAAAAGAUGUCCAGCCUAAUUCCUGGAGUGUAGGAAUGUGCAGUGUGCCCUCUGACUGAGCCCUGCUGCUUCCUGAGGGCACAGAACCCCUUCUGCAAUGGAGUUACUGCUCCUGCAGCCCCUGCUUGAGAACAGCAGAGCUGAGAGGCUUCUUGUCCCUGUGUGGCUGUUAAACACAGCACCAGUCCAGUGAGAUUGUGCUGGAAUAUUCUCCAAGGCCCAUGGGGAUAAUCCCAGUGUUUGACUCUUCCUAUAAGGAUAAACCCACUUUUCUCUUUGUCACUGUGGAUCAUCCACUUUUUGUCCACUAUGGAUAAACCUGGCACGCAGAGAAACCUGCCCAGCAGCUGAGCUUCAGAAAAUCCAGUUACUAAAGUAGAAUAUUUUCCUGGGCCUGUUAAGGAGUCACUCCUGGGCUGUACCUUGUGUUGUCUAACAGUUCAGAGUUUAAUGGCCUUGGCACAUCGUAAGAGAGAUGUUCAGCCAAUAAAGAAUUGCCCCUGGGUUGGCAAUCCCAUACUUCUGUCCCUGUGCUGGAGUAGUUUUCCCCCAAAAUUCAGCCUGCCAGGGUCCCAGUCCAAGCAGGAGCAGCAUUUCCCCAGCCCACAGUGCCACUGCUGAUGUGCUUAAAGCCAGGCCUGUGCUGAGUGGGGCCCUCCUCUGUGAUUUCUGCUGUGCUAAUGAACCUGUGUGAUUAUUGCCUGUCACUAAAGCAAAUGUUUAUUAUCUGUUUAGUGCAAUAAUUCCCCCCCUGUCCCAAGUUUUAGCUCACACAGACACUUUGGUGUUGGCUGUUGCUUUGUGUUAUAGAACUAUACACAAAGGCUACGGUAAGGUUUAGUAUUUGUCAUUUUCUCUGGGCUAAUUCCUGGAUUUGGAAGGAACUCUUAAGGUUAAAGAUGGCUGGGGGGGGUGUUUAGGUUCUUUGGUUAAUGUUUGUUUCUUUUGUCUGUUUCUUUUUCUUUCAUUUCUACACAUUCAUGCAGUAUUUCAUGGUUCUAACAAAGCAGCAGUAAAAAAAGCUCUUGAAGCAUGAAAAUUAACUGGUGAGGGGCCUCAUUGCUUUUUUUAAAUUGUAGUUUAUUUAAAUACUUUUUAAAGAAACAAUUAGAGGAUCAGAUGCAUGAAUUUUUUUAAUGGAUGCAGAUCUUCUGUGAGGUGUCUCGAGCUGAGGAUUUGUAUUUAGAUGCCAGAAAUGUUGUAGUUGCACUAAUUUGAAAUGUUUAGCUGUAAUUGAUAAAUAUCCUCUUGAGACAUAAUUUUGCAUGCCAAAUGACCCCAUAAUCUCUCUGUAGGUAUGUUGAUAUAUUUAUGCAUUCCUGCCCUUUGCCUCCAUGACCUUUUUCCCUGUCCCUCCAUAACUUUGGGUAUCUAAAGUGCUGCCAGCUCAGUGCCACGAGCCAGAUAUCAGUGCUGUGUAUUGUACAUUUGUGUAGAUUAUCGGCACUUCUCAGUAUAGGUGGGAGGAACCAUUACCUUUAUUUAACAGUGGUUUUUCUUUUUUGUUGUUGUGUUUUACAGUUCUUUUCCCUGGUUCAGCCUGAACUAUAUACCAGGCCCUGCUGAAAAUACCACCCAACAGUUUUCUUCUGCAGCUUAUCCAGUUUCUCUUAAGUGCCCUGUACAUAUUGUAUGUUUUAUGAUGAGAUGCAGUUUCUUAAUAUGUAUUACAGAAACACUACUGGUAUUUGCAACUAUGUAGUAAAAUUGUUUUAUUGAACUCUCAUUUUGGGGGCUUGGGCACAUUAACAAAUUAAUCCACCUGUAUAGGGCUUUUGCUGUUGGAUAGAGUAAAACUCCCUCCACAAGUGUUUGCUAGUAGGGCCCUGAGCACUCUGUGUGCAGAGCAGGCAGUGCAGCGAGCCCUGGGCUUGCCUGGCUGCAAGGCUUUGGGCCACGAGUCCCCUGUGCCACGGCAGGUGGCAGCAGCAUUGUCGGUGCUCUAAGCUGGCACAUAUUGGAACAAAAGCAUUUUACUGCACAGGUAAGGAAUGUGCCAGCAUCCCUGUGUGUAUCCCAGCCACAGACACACCCCCAGCAUUCCCGGAGAGCCGCAGGGACCGCAUUCCAUGUGACACGUCAGCAAAAGCCCUACCCAAAACACCCAUCCCUUCUCUUUUAAGUUUGCCAAAAUUUGUAUGGUAGGUGUAAAAGAAAACAUAGUGAACUGUACCAUAUUAUUAACCCCUAAAUCCAACUUUUUUUGUCUUGUGUAUCUUGAUUUUUCUGUGUGCUUUGUAGUGAAGCAGCCGACACGAGUCGUUGUUCAUAAAACAGCUUUUGAAAGUUGAGAGCACUCUCACCCCUGGAGAACCGACUGUGCUUGCUUACGUUUGGUUCAUGACUUAAAAAUCGAGUACAGGAGUCAUUCCUGAUGAGACUAAGGCUUUGUCUCUCUUGGCACCAGCUAAUGCCGUGGCAGGGCUGCUGCCCGGGGGUGGCCUGCUGCCCACUCCCAACCCUCUCUCUCAGAUUGGUGCUGUUCCUUUAGCUGCUUUAGGAGCUCCUGCUCUCGACCCUGCCCUUGCUGCUCUUGGGCUUCCUGGAGCAAACCUGAACUCCCAGUCUCUCGCAGCAGAUCAGCUCCUAAAACUGAUGAGCACAGUGGAUCCAAAGUUGAACCAUGUGGCUGCAGGUCUCGUGUCCCCCAGUCUGAAAUCAGAUACCUCCAGUAAAGAAAUAGAAGAGGCCAUGAAGAGAGUCCGAGAAGCACAGUCCUUAAUCUCUGCUGCUAUAGAGCCAGACAAAAAAGAUGAAAAACGAAGACAUUCGAGGUCGAGGUCACGCUCGAGGAGGAGGAGGACACCUUCCUCAUCCAGACACAGACGCUCCAGGAGCAGAUCAAGGAGAAGGUCCCAUUCCAAAUCCAGAAGCAGGAGGCGAUCCAAAAGUCCGAGGAGAAGGAGAUCUCAUUCCAGAGAGAGGAGCAGGAGGUCUCGGAGCACAUCCAAAACCAGGGAUAAAAAGAAGGAAGAGAAAGAAAAGAAACGUUCUAAAACUCCCCCCAAAAGCUACAGCACAACCAGAAGAUCCAGAAGCACAAGCAGAGAACGGCGGCGCCGGCGGAGCCGGAGCGGGACGCGGUCCCCGAAAAAGCCCAGGUCUCCCAAACGGAAAAUGUCCCGGUCUCCAUCACCCAGAAGGCAUAAAAAGGAAAAGAAGAAGGAUAAAGACAAGGAGAGGAGCAGAGACGAGAGAGAGCGGUCAACGAGCAAGAAAAAGAAGAGCAAAGACAAGGAGAAGGAUCGAGACCGGAAAUCCGAGAGCGACAAGGAUGUGAAACAGGUCACAAGGGACUACGACGAGGAGGAACAGGGCUACGACAGCGAGAAGGAGAAGAAGGAGGAGAAGAAGGUGGCGGAUGCUCCCUCCCCCAAAGGGAAGGAGCCCGGAGCCGAGAAGGGCAGCGGGGAUCCGGGCAGGGAAUCCAAGGUGAACGGGGACGACCACCACGAGGAGGACAUGGACAUGAGCGACUGAGCCGCCCACAGCCCCUCCAGUGUGAUCCUUUAUGCUGUACUUGUUAAUCCUCAACCUAGAUGUAUCCAGCUCCGAGCUCUCCAUGGUCUGUCCAUCCCGAUACUAACUCACACCCAAAGCUUGAGACAGGGAUCCCCUGCUCCGGGGCCCAGCUGGGGCCGGGCCAGGCUGCAGGUCCCCCCUCCCUCCCUCCCUGCUUCCCUCCCUCCGGAGUGUCCCGGGCUGAGCCAGCAGGGCCCAGCAGUGUGGCAGUGUCCCAGGAGCGUGGGGAGCGUGGCAUGGCCCCCUUGUCCUGUGGGAAUGCCCUGGGAGUGUGGCACAGCCCUCCUGCCUGCAGCCACCGAGGGGCUGCCGGGGGCCUCCCGGGCACUCCGGAGCCGGCCUUGGAUCGCACCAGCUCUUUGUGCUCUUGGCUUUAGUUCUGGUUUUAAGCCAUGUGCUGGGCUUGGUUGGGUUUGGUUUCCCGGUGCGUUUGGUUGGCUUUGCCCAGGGUUCUGUGCCCUGACCUUCCUGAGGGCUCUCUCCACUGCGUCCAUUCAGCUCCACCCAGGGCGAGCUGGGAUGGUCUGACCCGGGGAAGGGGAAUCCUGGCCGUGCCCAGUGAGGGAGGGUUGGGGGAGCAGCCUCAGCCAGGGCUGGGGGCUCAGGAGCUCACCCGCUGCAGCAGGGAGUGCAUUUUAAAAUGACCUGGGUCUGUUUUUAAAGCAAGUCCAUUGAUAAUGUACUUUUUACUUGAUCUCAAGUUGUACAAACUGAUGAAUUUGUGUUCCUGUCCCGGCCGUUCCCUCUCUCCCGCACUCGGUGAUCCCAUGGUAUUUGCAGAGUAGUUACCCAAAGCUGUUCCUUAGUUCCAGCAGCUCCAGAGCUUUUACUUUUGUGCAGGUAAAAAGACAAAAGUAGCCGACAGUCUGUGCCAUGUCGAUGUACAGUUUCGGAAAAUGUUUUACAAAACUUUGAUAAUAAAACCCUGAAACUUCAA
Pyrgilauda ruficollis (rufous-necked snowfinch) is the source of this 5774-nucleotide messenger RNA. RefSeq names its product serine and arginine rich splicing factor 11 (gene SRSF11). The record is from RefSeq and is a predicted model, not a curated record. Gene Ontology annotation, molecular function: RNA binding. Gene Ontology annotation, cellular component: nucleoplasm. Lineage: Eukaryota; Metazoa; Chordata; Aves; Passeriformes; Passeridae. Bases 3911 to 4795 code for a protein of 294 amino acids. Gene Ontology annotation, biological process: RNA splicing. The transcript has 11 exons.